AUGACCGACACAGUGACUCUGCACACAUACUUUCGGUCCUCCUGUUCCGCCAGGCUACGUAUAGCCCUCCACCUGAAGCAAAUCCCAUUCACAUCAGUCUAUGUGAAUCUCCUGAAGGGUGAACAAUCAUCACCCGCCCACCUGACCAUCAACCCCUCGGGCACAGUACCCACACUCGUAAUCCAGCGCGAUUCUCAAGCCCCUGUCACGAUUACACAGUCCCUCGCUGCACUUGAGUACCUCGAAGAGGCAUUCCCAGACCGGGGUCCGGCGCUGUUACCUCCUGCCUCGGAUCCAGAGAGUCGUGCCCUCGUCCGCACGCUAGCACAGAUCAUCGGCUGUGAUAUUCAACCUGUUACGAACCUUCGGAUUCUCAAGCGUGUUGCGCCGCUAGGCGCCGAUCGUGCAGGUUGGUCUAAGGAUUUGAUUGAGGAUGGGUUGAGGGCUUAUGAGGCUAUUGUUGCCCGGUCAGCAGGGAGGUUUAGUGUUGGGGAUCAAAUUACAAUUGCAGAUUUGUGUUUGGUUCCUGCUGCUUGGGGUGCUGAGAGAGUUGGCGUUGAUCUUGGCGCAUAUCCGGUUACACAUGGGAUUGUGAAGAACUUGGAGGCGGAGCAGGCUGUUAAAUUGGGCCAUUGGACUACUCAAGAUGAUACUCCUGAGGAGUUUCGGCUCAAGGCAUAG
Messenger RNA from Penicillium soppii, 681 nucleotides. RefSeq names its product maleylacetoacetate isomerase MaiA (gene maiA). The coding region runs from base 1 to 681 and encodes 226 amino acids. NCBI's taxonomy places the organism in Eukaryota, Fungi, Ascomycota, Eurotiomycetes, Eurotiales, Aspergillaceae. Gene Ontology annotation, molecular function: maleylacetoacetate isomerase activity; glutathione transferase activity. Gene Ontology annotation, cellular component: mitochondrion; cytoplasm. The transcript has a single exon. The record is from RefSeq and is a predicted model, not a curated record. Gene Ontology annotation, biological process: glutathione metabolic process; L-phenylalanine catabolic process.